Molecule: messenger RNA, 4636 nt
Organism: Trifolium pratense (red clover)
Lineage: Eukaryota; Viridiplantae; Streptophyta; Magnoliopsida; Fabales; Fabaceae
Product: enhancer of mRNA-decapping protein 4-like
Exons: 12
Coding region: 281-4414 (1377 amino acids)
Biological process (GO): deadenylation-independent decapping of nuclear-transcribed mRNA
Cellular component (GO): P-body
Molecular function (GO): protein binding
Source: RefSeq, a predicted model, not a curated record
AAAUAAAAAAUACAUGAAAGCAUAAUACAAUAAAUUUUGUGAAAAUCAUCUAAGUAGUGAUUCAGUUGAGUAGUGUAUGCAUCGUGCCGCUUCUUUGGAAUUCCGAAAAUCCCCAUCCCAUCACCUUCCCCUUCACAAUCAGAUCUCUCUCUCUCUGAAUCUGAAUCUUCAAUCUCUGCACAAACCUUCACAAAUUCCCCAAUCUCAUCGCAUAUUGAAUCGAUUAAUUAAUUAAUCAAUUAAUAAUCACUCAUCAAAUUCAAUUUCAAUCUGGUGAGUGAUGGCUGCUCCAAAUCAAUCAUCAUCACCAACUCCUUUCGAUAUGCACUCUUUCUUCAAUCCCCCAAACCCUAACCCUAACCCUAACCUUUCUUCUCCAUUCCCUCCUUCUGCUCCUUCUCCACCACCCUCUUCUUCCUCUUCUUACCCUCCUCCCACCGGUCCUUUCCCUCCUCAACCUUUCCCAAUCCAUCAAAACAAUAACUACCCUUACGAUCACCACCAAAACCAUUUCCCAAUUCACCACCGUUCAAUUUCAUUCCCUACUCCACCUCUUCAACCUCAACCUAUUCCUCCACCUUCAAAUUCCAACGCCGGUGCUAGUCUCAUGGCUCUUAUCAGCCCCCGUCCUCCUACACAACAACAACAACCACAACAACAACCGCAACCUGUCUCUGUUAAUUCUCCUUUGCCGCUCGCUACUCCAUCCGCUGCUUCCAUUACAGCGGCUAAUGCUGCUGCGGCUGCUUUGACUCGGUUGCCGAGUAGUAAGGUUCCUAAGGGAAGGUAUUUGAUUGGUGACCAUGUUGUGUAUGAUGUCGAUGUUAGGUUGCCUGGUGAAGUACAGCCUCAACUUGAAGUUGCUCCGAUUACGAAAUAUGGGUCGGACCCUAAUCCGGUUUUGGGUAGACAGAUUGCUGUGAAUAAGUCUUAUAUAUGUUAUGGAUUGAAACAGGGGAAUAUCAGAGUGCUUAAUAUUCAUACUGCAGUUAGGUCUUUGCUUAGAGGACACACUCAGAGGGUCACAGACUUGGCAUUCUUUGCUGAAGAUGUUCAUUUGCUGGCUAGUGUUGGCACAGAUGGCCGUGUCUUUGUGUGGAAAAUUGCUGAAGGUCCUGAUGAUGAAGAUAAGCCUCAAAUUACUGCUAAUAUUGUUAUUGCUAUUCAAAUAGUAGGAGAGGAGAAAGUUGAACAUCCCCAAAUAUGCUGGCACUGCCACAAACAAGAGAUUUUGAUAGUUGGUAUGGGAAGACAUGUUCUGAGAAUUGACACCACAAAAGUUGGAAAUGGUGAAGCCUUCGUGGCAGAAGAUCCUCCAAAAUGUCCCCUUAACAAGCUCAUUGAUGGGGUUCAGAUUGUAGGAACACAUGAUGGUGAGGUCACUGAUUUGUCAAUGUGCCAAUGGAUGACAAAUCGAUUGGUAUCUGCAUCACAGGAUGGCACGAUAAAAAUAUGGGAGGAUCGGAAGACAAAACCACUUGCUAUUUUGAGACCACAUGAUGGGCAUCCUGUUUUUUCUGCUACUUUUUUUACUGCUCCCCACCAGCCUGGUCAUAUUGUUCUUAUCACAGCGGGACCACAAAACCGGGAAGUGAAGGUCUGGGUCUCAACAAGUGAAGAAGGUUGGCUGCUCCCAAGUGAUACCGAAUCCUGGAAAUGCACUCAGACAUUGGAGUUGAAUAGUUCAGCUAAGCCGACUCAAAAGGAUGCAUUCUUUAAUCAAGUUGCAGCAUUGCCUCAUGCAGGUCUGCUCUUACUUGCAAAUGCCCAGAGGAAUGCUAUAUAUGCUGUGCACUUAGAAUAUGGUCCUAAUCCGGAAUCAACUCGCAUGGAUUAUUUAGCCGAGUUUACUGUGACAAUGCCCAUUCUUAGUUUUACUGGAACAAGUGAUAUAUUGCCUCAUGGCGAACAUAUUGUUCAGGUUUAUUGUGUUCAGACACUGGCUAUUCAGCAGUAUGCUUUGGAUUUAGCACAAUGCUUGCCUCCACCAUCGGAAAAUGUGGGACUAGUUAAGUCAGAUUCCAGUGUUUCCCGAGAUGUAAUUACUGCUGAAGGAUUCGCCUCUUUAGAAUCGUCCGCAGGUAGAACAUCUGAGAUAUCUUUACCCAGUUCUGCUCCCAAGACAAUGAUGCAAGCAAGUAGCACUGAUAGUGGUCUUGUGGCAAGAUACCCUUUAAGCUCGGGUCAUAUUGAGGCACCUAUUUCUAGAGAAAUCAGCAGUUCAAAUAUUGAAGCUAAAACUGUUACAUUGGCUCCUUCUAGUAGUGAUGCUGAUAUUGUUUGUGUUCCUUCUCCACCUCUGCCUUUGAGCCCAAGGUUGUCCAGGAAGCUUUCUGAUUUCAGGAGUCCACAAUCUAACUUGAGUGAUCAUGUUGGGGACCAAGCUGUUAAUGAUUAUUCAGUUGAAAGACAAAUGGGUACCAUUCACAGGAACUUGUCCGGCCAAUUGAGUAGUGAUUCAAAGAAUGAUGAAAAGAAAAUCAAACAGGACGACAUUUCUACUGUACUUAACCCUUCUGUCAUGUUUAAGCAACCAACUCAUCUGGUUACACCAUCUGAGAUAACAAAAGCCAGUUCCUCCUCUGAGACUAAUAUGAUUGAUAGAAUGAGUGAGGUAGAAACAAAGAUCCAGGAUGUGGUUGAUGUGGGUAAUGCCGAAGUAGAAGUGAAAGUGGUAGGUGAGGCAAGGCCUUAUCAAAAUGAUGACUUUGGAAGGCAGGGGCCACAACAAAACCCUGUUUCUGACGGCAAAGAAAAAUUCUUUUGCUCUCAGGCUUCUGAUCUUGGCAUUGAGAUGGCCCGAGAAUGUGGUGCAAUAGGUGGGGAGACUUACAUUACAGAGCAAACUGGACACGUUGAUUCUACUGGAGGGGACUCGCUGGCCCAGCCUUCUAAUGCAGGCGAGGAUGGACUCCAAGACUUGCCAAAAGAUGUACAUGAAAAGGUUUCUGAGUCAUCCACAUCAAUGGUAGUACCACCGUCACCUGCACCUAAUGCAAAAGGGAAAAGACAAAAGGGUAAAAAUUCUCAACCAUCAGGUCCAUCUUCCCCAUCUCAAAGUGUGUGCAAUUCAACUGAUUCGUCCUAUGAACCAAAUGGAAUUUCAAACCUUCCAUCUACAGAAAAUGGUUUGCCUCAAAUUAUGGCAAUGCAAGACUCAAUCAAUCAGUUAUUGACAAUGCAAAAGGAGAUGCAGAAACAAAUGUCAAUGGUGGUUGCAGUUCCAGUUACAAAAGAGGGUAGAAGGCUUGAGGCUGCCCUAGGGAAAAACAUGGAAAAAGCUGUCAAGUCCAAUGCUGAUGCUCUCUGGGCUAGAAUACAAGAUGAGAAUGCAAAAAAUGAAAAGUUGUUGCGAGAUCGUAUCCAACAGGUUACAGGUUUGAUUACUAACUUCAUGAACAAGGAUCUACCGUCACUAUUGGAGAAAACUGUAAAGAAGGAAAUGGGUUCAGUUGGGCAAGCUGUAAUUCGUUCAAUGUCUCCUGCUAUUGAGAAAAUAAUAUCCUCUACUAUAGUGGAAACCUUCCAGAGAGGAGUGGGCGACAAGGCAGUGAAUCAACUUGAUAAGUCAGUUAAUUCAAAACUCGAAGCUACCGUUGCUAGGCAAAUCCAAGCACAGUUUCAGACAACUGCCAAACAGGCACUUCAGGAUGCACUCAAGUCCAGUUUUGAAACAACAGUGGUUCCUGCAUUUGAGAUGUCCUGCAAAGCCAUGUUUGAGCAAGUGGAUACUACAUUCCAGAAAGGCAUGGCUGAACAUUCAAAUGCAGUGCAGCAACGCCUUGAAUCGGGCCCUACUUCAUUGGCAAUGACACUAAGGGAUUCCAUUAAUUCAGCAUCAUCAGUUACUCAAACCUUGAGUAGAGAAUUGCUUGAGGGCCAGAGAAAGCUAAUGGCACUUGCAACCUCAAGAACAAACUCAGGCACAUUGAGUACUCUGCCCAUCCAGCUGAACAACGGUCCUUUACUUCAUGAAAAGGUUGAGGCACCACUAGAUCCCACAAAGGAGCUCUCAAGGUUAAUUUCUGAAAGGAAAUAUGAGGAGGCGUUUAUUGCCGCACUGCAUAGAAGUGAUGUAUCUAUUGUAUCGUGGUUAUGUUCUCAGGUUGAUUUACAUGGACUCUUGUCAAUGGUUCCUCUUCCCUUAAGCCAAGGUGUAGUGCUUUCACUUUUGCAGCAGUUGGCGUGUGAUAUCAACAACGACAUGUCCCGAAAGAUCUUGUGGAUGACAGAUGUGUCUACAGCCAUAAAUCCCUCAGAUCCCAUGAUAACAAUGCACGUCCGACCCAUCUUUGAGCAAGUCUAUCAGAUACUGAAUCAUCAACGUAGCUUGCCUUCAAUCACUGGACCCGAUCUUUCAGCUAUCCGUCUUUUAUUGCAUGUCAUCAACUCUAUGCUUACGACAUGUAAAUGAUUUUAUUUCUAGAAAUGUGCAAAUUUGUCAUUUGAACUCUUCUAAUACGAUUGGAAUUUUGUACAAAGCUGUGAGUUUCAUUGAAAGGGUCAAAAUAGGUAUAGUUUAUUGUCAAAUAUUCACCAGCACAUUGUUCUUUUCUGUCUCAAGUUAGACUCUGUUUCAUUCUCAAGUUCAGUAUGGAUGAAGAGGAUAGGAGGAGGAAGUUCUAUUUUUGUCUAA